CCUCCCCAACCCAGAGCUUGUAGCCCAGCAGAUUUCUUUCCCCCUUUUUGCAAAUAAAUCCAGCAAAAAUAACAUUCAGUGCAAAAAAAAUCGGAAGUAAAAUUGUAUAAUUAUCAGACAAAUGACAAGUAAAUCCAUUGCAAAUAUAACGCAUUUGCAAUAGGGGGAAAAAUAUCCACUGAAAAAGGCACGCUUUGUUUAAAAAUAAGAUAAAAGGUGCAUUUGUUCUGUAUUUCUGCUCUCUCAAACUGAUUUAUCUGUCUGCAUUAUUUAUUUCCUCCGUUGCAUUGGGAUCGAUUAAAAUGAGCUCAGCCAAAGAGGACACGACAGAAUCACUGAAGAAGCUUCAGGACUUCCUCGGAGAUUUGAUGAUCCUGGGAUCACUCCAGGGUUUCCGGUACUUUCGGCCUUGGGUGCGAGGGCGCGAGGAACUGCUGCUGUUUGUGGUGAACAAGGAUCUCAGCUGGCAAACGGCGAGGUGUCCCAGGAGCCGGAUUGCCUCUCCCGCUGAGGGCCACGGAGUCGCUUGGGUGCCACUGGACGACCGCUCCCCGCAAUCACAGAAGAGGAUCCUCCGCGCCGGGAAUCUCGUGAACUGGACGGGAGCUAUGAACUCCACACCGGCGAAGACCCCUGCCCCCGGAUGUGGACAGGGGGACGUGGGGCUCCCGCCAGCCUCACCGUGUGAUCGCGAGGGAGCCGACUGCACCCUCUUCCUGCUGGCGGGUUACACCAGGUACCAGCGGCCGUAUGCCUGGCUGCGCUCUGACUGCCAGUGGCUGCUCGCGUCCUCCGCCAGCGGAGGGGCCACCAAGGACAUCCCGCUGAAGCUGGACUCCACCACCAACCGGUACCGCAGAGCGGUGCAGCUCUGGGAGAUGGUGGCCGAGCUGGUGACCCUCUGUACGUGGCCCCCACCCUCCAACCCCUUCAGCCUGGACAUGAGUCACUUCGAGUCGCUCCCUCUAACCGAGAGCUUCCUCGCCUCGGGAGCCAUGACCAGCUUCCUGCAUAAACUUGUCAUCCACGGAGACCGAGAGCAGCCCUACCACAGCAAAGUGGUGGAGGAGCUAGAAGCUCUGACAGGCUUCACAUCAAGGCCCUGCUGGAGAUGCAGAGACAGAAGCUGAGGGAGAGAGGACAGGAGGAAGAAGGCGAGCAGCUGAGAACGACAGCAGCUUCUCCACCAGCGAGUGAGCGGACAACCACCCUCCAGCAGGCGUAGAGGAGGCAGGAGUAGAGGGAGGGAGGUAGGGACAUUGAGUUGGGAAGGGUGAAUCAGUGAUGUAAAUACUCGGGGAGCAGAGACAUAAUGGUUGACGUUAGCACAUUAAUGUGGUCCGAGGGAGGGAGCAGUUGGGAGGGGGCGGUGCGUCGGGGUUGUCCCGUGUCUGGGCAGUUGUAUACCGUCUGCGCGAAACCAUUCCUGCGUCUACUUUGGAAGAGUCUGAUGGGUCUGGUGAUGCGCGAGCCGGACGUGGAGGUAGCCCUCACAGCUUACGCGGAUGACGUUCUCCUCAUGGUAACCGACCCUGUUGACGAGUGCCGGCGGGUCGUCCCAGCUGCGACCCCCCCCCCCGCCCGGAUCAACUGGGAGAGGUGUUCAGAUCUCCCGGCGGGCCAGUGGCAGGUGGACUCCCCGCCGGAGGAGCCGAGGCCAUUCGUGUGGAGCGCCACGUCCCACCUCGACCUGGGGUGUCCACCGAGGAAACCUGGCCGGUGAACUGGCAGGACUUAGAGAUGAAGGUCGUUGCCCAGGUAGGGCGCUGGUCAGGACUACCUGAGGUGAUCUCCUACCAGGUCAUAAACCAACCGAUGGCCUCCAUGUUGAGGUACCGGUUGGGUCACCUUGGCCCCACCCAAAGGAGGUUGGUGGACUUCUUCUGGAGCGACAGAAAACACUGGGUCCUGAGUCUCCUGAUUGAGGACAAUCAGUCACUGGUGUGCGUACAUACCCAGAUGGCAGCUCUCCGCCUCAGGACCCAGCAGAGAUACCUGUACACCGAGCACCAGGUGGCACAUAUUUUUUCCACCGGGGGCAGGGGGGGCGUUGCCUUCAGGAGGACACGUGGCUCCCAGCCACGAACAUCAGCCGUGCCGCUGUGUGGAAGCUGCCCAGUUUUUAUCUCGAGCUCUUGGGGCACGGUCGCCUCAGGGAGCACUGCUUUGGCCGUGGGAGAGGUCAGUCCCCGUCCCACCGCAACGGGUGACAAGGGGGCCUCAGGAUCACGGAGUGACCCCUUCCCCCCCGGCUGUGGUCACCCCAAGUUGACCAUCGGACCCCCAAGGCCCCAAAACCUCUCCCGGGAGCCGGUCCCACACACACGACAGGGGCCGCCUUGCAGAGACGCCCCACUGUGCCGUGUCGCGAUGCGCCGAGACGGUUCUUGCACGGGCUGCUUCCGUGCGCCGUGCACUUCCUCGCCUUCGCCGGCCAUCCGGACGCCCCAUGGUGAUCCGCUUAACCAUCCGGCAAUGAGGGAGGUCCCCAGUGGAGGACUCCUGACGUGGGAGUCCCACCCCCUCUACAUUGGGGACCCGGGGCAGAGAGUGUUGCACAGAGUAGUCCCGCGGAACGGAUUCCCAGGUCGGUGUACGGACUCUCCGGUCGCCAGGUGGAGACGGAGUAUCGUGUAUUUACGGAGUGCGAGAGCUUGCAGCCCCUGUUUGAUUAUCCGAAGGGGCCACUCCCCGAGUUCCGGCCGCACUGCAGCCCCUGCGCUCCUGACCUUCGCUCACCCGGUGCGGAGGGGGGGUCUCCUGGUCACUCUGCUCCCGGGACCGGCCGGGGAGGCCAUUCACGGGUCAGGCAUUCGGGGGUUCCGCCCGAGCCGACUGCCUGCCCCUAUUCCGGGGUGACGUCCGUUCCCGUGUGUGUCCCCGGAGAAGGAGCACGCGGUGUCCACGGGUAGAACGGGGGGCUUUCCGGGACCUGUGGGCGUCUCAGGGGCUCGAGUGCGGCCUGGGUAGCGACGAGCGUGUUGUAAUUUGAAGCUGUAACUAGUGUGUACCGUGAAGUGCUGUAAUGUUGCAUUAGUGUGAUCCUGUAAUCACUGAAUAAACCUCCAUUUGGAAAAGGGAAUAAAAGGGAGGGAACGAC
Messenger RNA from Pristis pectinata (smalltooth sawfish), 3100 nucleotides. RefSeq lists its product as uncharacterized. The record is from RefSeq and is a predicted model, not a curated record. The transcript has 9 exons. The coding region runs from base 303 to 1130 and encodes 275 amino acids. NCBI's taxonomy places the organism in Eukaryota, Metazoa, Chordata, Chondrichthyes, Rhinopristiformes, Pristidae.